AUGAACAGCCAGCAUCACCGAGAAAAAGACCAAAGUUAUCCAUUAAGGAGCCACCGCAGCAGCCGAAGGAGUCAGUCUCCUCCGAAAAUUGCACCAGAUAUGAGAUGGAAAUUGCAAUUCGAAAAACUAGCUGCGUACAUGAAGAUUCACCAUCCCGAUGGUGGUUACGGGAAACUCACUCCAUUGACGGAUGAUCGGAUUGAAAAGUUGGAGAGCAUUGGUUUCGAAUGGGAGCACACACUCAGCAAGAACAACAAAUCGAACGAAGCGAACAAGGAGGACGUGCAACAACAGACAAAAGAGUCGGGUGAUGACGACGACGAUGACGACGACGAACCCAAUACAAAGGAAUGCGACUCAAUGGUCGUAUUAAGCGCUGUAGAGCCAGCCACAUUCAAGAAGGAGGAAAGAGACAAAGAGCAAUUCGAAGAUGCAUCGAAUUCUUUAGAGCCGGCCACAUCCCAGAAGAAAGACAAAGAUCAAUCCGAUGAAGGUGGCGAUGAGGACCGAAAGCCAGCGGCAAGGGCUGGAAAGCGAAAGCGUUCCAAGAGCAAUGCAGAGUGGACACAUCAAGAGGAAAGUGAAAUGGAUGAAAGUGAAAUGGAAUUCAGUGCGAAACGAAAGCGGGGCAAAAACUCCGAAACGAGGAAGUACGCGAGUGCAUCGACGAUUGACCGCGUCAGUAGCAGUCCUUACGAAGAAGCUAUGAAGCAAAAUCUACCUCGAUUGCUCACCAACCAGUUGGACCUUAUGGAGUACGUCAAGGAGGAGAACUCUACUUUGAAGUCUCACCUCAUUGACAAGGAGUCGGAUUGGCUGGAACAUAAACAGUACUUGGAAGAACGCAUUCGGACCUUGGAACAAGAGAACGAAGAUCUGAUAGAGUCUCACAAGGAAGAAAAGGCGCAUUGGCAACGUGAGCGGCAGAGACGAAAGCACGCGGAACAGCAACUCAAAAAAUUGAAGAAAAAGAUUGUCGAAUGA
This is a messenger RNA of Cylindrotheca closterium, 984 nucleotides long. NCBI's taxonomy places the organism in Eukaryota, Bacillariophyta, Bacillariophyceae, Bacillariales, Bacillariaceae. The record is from the annotation of a GenBank genome assembly.